This is a messenger RNA of Magallana angulata, 1743 nucleotides long. RefSeq lists its product as uncharacterized. Lineage: Eukaryota; Metazoa; Mollusca; Bivalvia; Ostreida; Ostreidae. The record is from RefSeq and is a predicted model, not a curated record. The coding region runs from base 14 to 1522 and encodes 502 amino acids. The transcript is spliced from 2 exons.
UGUGAACCAGGAUAUGAGUAAAAGCAACAUCAUUGAAAACUUAAAGAGUAACCAAGCACUGCUGAUAAUGGAUUGGGCAAUGAAAUUCCUGCCUCAAAGUUUUCGGGAAUCGCAGCAAAACUGGUUUGGGAAACAGGGUUUGAGUUGGCAUGUUGCAUGUGCAGUUUUUCUAGAUCAUAGUGCCAAUGUAGAGAAUCAGGAGAACAAAUUUCACCUCGUGUCAUUUGUACACGUAUUACAAGGAGGAAGUCAAGGUUGGAUCUCAGUAGCUAUGAUUCUUCAAGAUGUUCUAGAAAAACUGAAAUGCCUUAAUCAGCAUCUUUCCGAAGUUUAUUUAAAAUCCGACAAUGCAGGAUGCUAUCACAGCAUGCCACUUAUGUCCUACAUUUGGAAGAAUUAUGACUUGCUACAGCUCAAAGUAAAAGAGUAUAAUUUCAGUGAAGUUCAGAGUGGCAAAGAUCUGUGUGAUUCAAGAACUGGUACAUGUCGCAUGCAUAUUUUAAAGUAUGCAAAUGAAGGUAACAAUGUGGAAAAUGCACAUCAACUGAAAAAAGCCUUGGAGAGUUAUGGGGGAGUUAAGAACACAUUCAUUUCACUGGUUGAUAUCAAUACAGAAAAUCCUCCUGUAUUGUCAGGAAACAUUAAAAACUUCAAGAUUAGUCAGAUGAACAAUUUUGUGUUUGAAGAAGAAGGCAUCAGAGUGUUUAAAGCUUAUGGUGUUGGUCAUGGACACUUGAUCCCCAAGAGCACUCUUGAAAAGAUAUCAAGUAACUUUGCCUUUGAUGAGACCAGAAUUGAGGUCAUAGAAGAUUCUACAACCAUGCCAGCGACACAUUUACAAGCAGCACAGUUGAGGCUACCGUUUGGAUCUUCAGAUGCUGAAGACAGUGGAGACCUGAGCUGCACUGAACCAGGCUGUAUUCAAACCUUCAGGAAACCAUCUACUUUAGAAAAGCACCUUGCUGUUGGAAAUCAUUUAUACCACAGUUUAAAUGGAAGUGCCGAUGUUGCCAUGGAGUUGUGGGCAGAAAAGUGUUCGGAUUCUGUGUUUUAUAACCAGUCUCACCUCAUCCAAUCUUCAUUGAUUUCAAGUAAAGACAAUCAGGUACAUACCUGUGUAUCAAAUUUGAAAACAGGAUGGGCUCUGAAGUUGGACAGAAAAUUUGUUAGAUUUUCAUUGGGUGUAAAAAAGUUCGUGAAAGACAUUUUUGAUGAUGGUGAAAAAACUGGAAAAAAGGCAAACCCUGUGUCUGUUUCAUUACAAAUUCGUAAUGAACGGGAUGAAUAUGGCAACCACAUAUUCAGUCCAAAUGACUGGAUUUCCUCUCAGCAAGUUCGCAGUCUCUUUGCCCAGUUUCAGAUAAAACUGACUAAAGAGAGCACAGACAGAGAGAAGAGACCAAAGUUAGAACUCACUCUUAAAUCUGAGGAGGAUGAAGAUUUAAAUGAGGUUAUUAGUGAUCUGAAUGCCAUGGAGGCAUUCAACACAGUUAAUUCUGUUACUGAUAUAUGUCAGCUAUGAUUUCUAUGUGAGCAUAAUUUACUUGGUAGGCAUUUCAUCUUGAUUUUCACAUACCGAGUAUGCUAGAAAAAAUGCAUUUAAUCGAUGUGUAGGUGCAUCAAGAUUGUCAAAAGUAAACUUUCAAGUAGAAUAUAGUAACUACUGUAUGAAAUAUUUUUUUUCAUGUAAAAAAACCAUGAAUAGAAAUUUAUGUAAAUUUAUGCAGUUUUUGAGGUUUGAGA